AUGUCUCACUGCAGAGUACCAGACCUUCCAGCUGUCAUUAUUGACAAUGGAUCAGGGAUGUGUAAAGCUGGAUUGUCUGGAGAGCAGGAACCACGAAGCAUUGUAGCUACUGUGAUUGGCUAUCCAAAGUCUAAAUCCAUUAUGUUUGGGCCUGCUCAGAGGGAAUAUUACGUUGGGGAAGAAGCUCAAGCCAAGAGGGGCAUUUUAUCUUUUAAAUACCCUGUGGAACAUGGCAUGGUGACAUCCUGGGAUGAUAUGGAGAAGAUCUGGAGGCACAUAUACAGGCGGGAGCUCAGGAUGAGGGCCAGAGACAGACCCGUGCUGCUGACGGAGGCCCCGCUCAACCCUGCACCAAACCGAGAAAAAAUGACAGAAAUCAUGUUUGAGCGUUUCCGGGUGCCUGCCAUGUUUGUGGGCCUGCAAGCUCUGUUGGCUCUCUAUGCCUCGGCUCGAACCACGGGCUUAGUCCUAGAUAGUGGGGAUGGUGUCACCAUGACAGUCCCCGUCUAUAAAGGCCAUUGUUUGCUUCACGGCAUUUCGAGGAUGAAUUUUGCAGGCCGGGAUAUCACCAGAUAUUUAGCAACACUUCUCUUGGAGAGCGGGCAUAUCUUUUCAAGUUCGGCUGAGAAGGAGAUAGUGAAGAACAUCAAGGAGACCAUGUGCUAUGUUGCUUUGGACCCUAGCCAGGAGAAAGGGUCAGCCCAUAAAUACGUUCUCCCAGAUGGGAAUUCUGUCAAGAUUGGUGACCAGCUUCACAGAACUCCAGAGUCCCUUUUUAGCCCCACUGAUGCAGGCGUCUCAUCACCAGGGAUCCACGAGAUGAUCUUGAACAGUAUUUCGAACUGCAAUGGGAGCAUCCAGCAAAACAUCUGGAGCAAUGUGUUCAUGGCAGGGGGGUCCACCCUCUUUACUGGUCUAAGCGACAGACUUCUUAAGGAGCUCCAGGCUCUGGCACCCAGGGGCAUGCCGGUAAAAGUCACAGCACCAGAAGAUAGGGUGUAUUCUGUCUGGAUUGGUGCUUCGGUACUCACCAGUUUGGCUUCCUUUAGGAACAUGUGGGUGACCCAGCAAGAGUACAAUGAAGUCGGUCCAACCGUGUUGCAGAAAAAAUGCUUCUGA
Gekko japonicus is the source of this 1119-nucleotide messenger RNA. Its product is annotated as actin-85C-like. The coding region runs from base 1 to 1119 and encodes 372 amino acids. The transcript has a single exon. The record is from RefSeq and is a predicted model, not a curated record. NCBI's taxonomy places the organism in Eukaryota, Metazoa, Chordata, Lepidosauria, Squamata, Gekkonidae.